ACAGUCACGAGGGUUUGGUUGGUAGAGACGAUGAACAUAUUACAUAUAUCCUUUGAAAACACGUGUCUUUGAUACUUUUUUCUCAACCAUGGAGGCAACCUUGUCUGUAGCCAGCACUACCACGCUAUUCUCCACUGCCGUUGGCCAUGCCUGUCGGAGUCAAUUGGCGCUCCUCCACUCCCGACGGUUUACUACCACCGCUAACACUGUGUUUCGGAGAUCACCGGGUAAGUUGGGAUUAAAAUCUCCGUUGUUUCGGUUGAGAGCUGCGGUGCCUUCCGUUUGGUGUCGAUUUGAGUGCCUUUCGAGCUCAGCUGCUUCGUUUGCUUCCCCCUCCGGUGAUGGGGAAAUUGGUGGAGGUGGAGAGGUCAACGCGAAUCCGGUAGCUGGAGGAGUUGAUGUUUCCGUUUUGUCGUCAGAUGUGAUCAUUCUUGAUGUUGGAGAUAUGAUGUGUGGAGGAUGUGCAGCAAGUGUAAAAAGAAUUUUGGAGAGUCAAGCACAGGUAUCUUCUGCCAGUGUGAAUCAUACAACAGAGACAGCAAUUAUAUGGCCUCUACCUGAAGCCAAGGCUACACCAAACUGGCAGAAAGUAAUGGGAGAACAACUUGCGAAGCAUUUGACAGCUUGUGGAUUUAGCUCUAACCUUAGAGGUGAGGCUGCGUCUGAAGGAGAGCCAUCUUAGAGAUGCAAAGGAUUCUUGUAAGAAGAACAUCAUAUUCCUUUGUGUUUCUCUGUCAAUAGGCGAGUCUUGAUGGCAUCGGUUGGUGAUGGGAAGCAAUUCCGUUAAGGAGUUAUUUUCACAUUUUCGACGAAGAAAGGGAAAUUCCAUUUCUUUAAUAACGUCGUCUACACUCUACAUUUGUACUUAGAGACGACGAUUAUAUUAAUUGAAGAAUGUUGUAGCUUGGGUACAACUUGUGUCAUGAAUGAGACCUUUCUCAAAACCAUAUAUUGUAUAAGUCAUCAAGUAUUGUACAAUUGUGUUUUGAAGACUUACCGGCUCCAAUUUUAAGCUCAACUGAUCGGGAAUCAUUGUUUAUC
Messenger RNA from Cynara cardunculus var. scolymus (artichoke), 1041 nucleotides. RefSeq names its product copper-transporting ATPase PAA1, chloroplastic-like. The record is from RefSeq and is a predicted model, not a curated record. The coding region runs from base 89 to 682 and encodes 197 amino acids. Gene Ontology annotation, molecular function: metal ion binding. The transcript is spliced from 5 exons. Lineage: Eukaryota; Viridiplantae; Streptophyta; Magnoliopsida; Asterales; Asteraceae.